Messenger RNA from Triticum dicoccoides, 981 nucleotides. RefSeq names its product membrane protein PM19L-like. The record is from RefSeq and is a predicted model, not a curated record. The transcript has a single exon. Bases 99 to 641 code for a protein of 180 amino acids. NCBI's taxonomy places the organism in Eukaryota, Viridiplantae, Streptophyta, Magnoliopsida, Poales, Poaceae.
CUUGUCGAUUCGAUCUGUUCCACAAAGCCACUUCAGUGCUCGAUCCAAGCCAACAACAACAACAAGAAGAAGAAGAAGAAAGAAGCAAGGCAGCAGCAAUGGCGGGCGUGGGUCGCAACAUGGUGGCGCCGCUGCUGGUGCUGAACCUCAUCAUGUACCUCAUCGUCAUCGGCUUCGCGAGCUGGAACCUCAACCACUUCAUCAACGGCCUCACCAACCGCCCCGGCGUCGGCGGCAACGGCGCCACCUUCUACUUCCUCGUCUUCGCCAUCCUCGCCGGGGUCGUGGGCGCCGCAUCCAAGCUCGCCGGCGUGCACCACGUCCGCACCUGGCGCGGCGACAGCCUCGCCACCUCCGCGUCCUCCUCGCUGGUGGCCUGGGCGAUCACCGCCUUGGCGUUCGGGCUGGCGUGCAAGGAGAUCCACAUCGGCGGGUACCGAGGGUGGCGCCUCCGGGUGCUGGAGGCGUUCGUCAUCAUCCUGGCCUUCACGCAGCUGCUCUACGUGCUGGCGCUGCACUCUGGGCUGUUUGGCAACCAGUUUGGUAACCAUGCUGGUGGAUACGGCGCGGAGCACGGCGGGUAUGGCGCCGGCGAUCCGCACAAUAAGGGCAUGGGCACCGGCGGCGUCGCCAGGGUCUGAAUCGGCCGGGUAGAUGCCUCGGCGGCGACAGUGACAGGCUGAUAAUAAGGUGUAUGUAUAAAUGUGUGUUCCGUCACGUAUGGUGGGAGCGUACGUUGUAUCCAUACAUGGUGUGCAUGUACUCUUUUCUUUUUUGUAGGGACGACGCGCGUGCAUGCGUACAUGUGGUAGUACUGCAGGAUGGUUCUUCUUUGUGUGUGUGUGUGUGUGUGUGUGUGUGUGUGUUUAUUAUCUAGUCCGAGAUCGAGAUAGAGAUCGAUCAGUCCAUGCUUCUUCUCCGACCAGACCACAGCAGUGUCUGGAUGUGGAUGAAUGGCAGCACUUGUUUCAUUUAUCACUA